Messenger RNA from Apis mellifera (honey bee), 1944 nucleotides. RefSeq names its product phosphoglucomutase (gene Pgm1). Gene Ontology annotation, biological process: carbohydrate metabolic process. Bases 210 to 1901 code for a protein of 563 amino acids. Gene Ontology annotation, molecular function: phosphoglucomutase activity; magnesium ion binding. The transcript is spliced from 7 exons. Lineage: Eukaryota; Metazoa; Arthropoda; Insecta; Hymenoptera; Apidae. Gene Ontology annotation, cellular component: cytosol. The record is from RefSeq and is a predicted model, not a curated record.
UAAAGCGCGGGCGCAAUGUUUCAAGAUGGUGACCCGUGCCCUUGUGUGUCAUUGGUAGACAAAGUUCAGUCUGCUAGCAAGCAUCGAAGACGUGUUAUUAAGUUCUGAAAUCCAAGUUUUUAUUGUUAUUUGAUUUAACAUAAAAACAAGUUAUUUUUUGUUUUAAUUGUUAUUUAUUUUAUUAUAUUAUUAAAUAUAAUAUUUGAAAGAUGUCAAAUACUGUAAUGAGCACAAUUAUAGAAACCCGAAUAUAUGAUGGACAAAAGCCGGGUACGUCCGGAUUACGAAAAGCCGUACAGGUUUUCAUGCAAGAACAUUAUACAGAAAAUUUUAUUCAAGCAAUAUUACAAGCCCUUGGAGACAAAUUAUUUGGUAGUACAUUAGUUGUGGGUGGUGAUGGGAGAUAUUAUGUGAAAGAAGCAGUAGAAAAAAUUAUCAAAAUUGCUGCAGCUAAUGGAGUAAAAAAGUUAAUAAUUGGUCAAAAUGGUAUACUUUCAACUCCAGCUGUAUCUACUAUAAUAAGAAAAUAUAAAACUUUAGGAGGAAUUGUUCUCACAGCAUCUCAUAAUCCUGGUGGACCAGAUGCUGAUUUUGGUAUUAAAUUUAACUGUGAAAAUGGUGGUCCUGCUCCAGAUUAUGUUACAAAUAAAAUCUAUGACAUUACUAAAGUGCUCAAGAAUUAUAAAACUAUACCUGAUAUAUCUAUAGAUAUAAGUAAAAUUCAAAGUACUAUAAUACAAGUGGAUGGAAAUUCAUUUAUAAUAGAUAUAAUAGAUUCUGUUAAUGAUUAUUUGGAACAUAUGAAAAAUAUUUUUGAUUUUUCUAGUAUUAAAACAUUAUUACAAGGAAGUAAUGAUCGUCCUCCUUUUAAAGUUCUUAUCAAUGCAAUGAAUGGAGUUACUGGUCCAUAUGUAAAACGAAUAUUUAGUGAAUUAGGUGUUGAUAAUUCAAGCAUUGUUAAUGCCAUUCCAUUAGAAGAUUUUGGUGGACUUCAUCCUGAUCCAAAUUUGACAUAUGCUAAAGAUUUAGUAAAUGCUAUGAAAAAUGGUCCAUAUGAUUUUGGUGCUGCUUUUGAUGGGGAUGGAGAUAGAAAUAUGAUAUUAGGUAAAAAAGCUUUUUUUGUUACACCUUCUGAUUCACUAGCUGUGUUAGCUGCCAAUUUAAAUACAAUACCAUAUUUUAAAAAGACUGGUAUUAAAGGAUAUGCUAGAUCUAUGCCAACAGGUGCUGCUAUAGAUAGAGUUGCAGCUAAAAAUGGCAUUAAAUUUUAUGAAGUACCCACAGGCUGGAAAUAUUUUGGAAAUUUAAUGGAUGCUGGUUUUCUAUCACUUUGUGGAGAGGAAAGUUUUGGUACUGGUUCAGAUCAUAUUCGCGAAAAAGACGGAAUAUGGGCUUGUCUUGCAUGGCUAAGUAUAAUUGCAAGUCUUGGAAAAUCUGUAGAAGAUAUAUUAUUAAAUCAUUGGCAAAUAUAUGGAAGGAAUUUUUUUACAAGAUAUGAUUAUGAAAAUUGUGAUUCUGAAGCAGCAAAUAGAAUGAUGCAACAUAUUGAAUCAGAAAUACAAAAACCUGAAUUUAUAAAUUCAAAAUUAAUAUCUGAAAAUAAAGUAUAUAUUGUAAGAUUAAGUGACAAUUAUUCUUAUAUAGAUCCUGUUGAUGGAAGUCAAGCUAGCAAACAGGGAUUAAGAAUUCUAUUUCAAGAUGGUUCUCGUAUAAUUUACCGUUUAUCUGGUACAGGAAGUUCUGGAGCUACUAUUCGUGUAUAUGUUGAUAGCUAUGAAGAUGAUCCAACAUCUUUAAAUAAAGAUGCUCAAGAAAUUCUUAAACCAUUAGUUACUAUUGCAUUAAAAAUAAGUAAUUUACGUGAAUUUACUGGUCGUGAUGCACCAACCGUGAUUACAUAAUACAUAAUUUUUUAUCAUUAACAGUUACAUUAAAAAUAUACUA